GAACGAAGCCCAAGAAGAAAAAAUAAUCUCUCUCUUUUCAACAACGGACUACUAGGGCAAAACCUGACCGCCAAAAUACAUCGUUUCCGAAGUCUAGCUUCGACCUUUCCUCCACUCCACUAUUCUAUCAAGAGAUUCAAUUCUCCAAUUCACACCACUUACACCUCUCUCCAUAUCUUCAACCAAACCCGCAAAAUGAGCGAAAUCGUCCACCCUACCAUCAAGGAUGGCUGGUUCCGUGAGAUCUCCAAUAUGUGGCCUGGCCAGGCCAUGACCCUCAAGGUCAAGGAGGUUCUCCACCACGAGAAGAGCCAGUACCAGGAUGUCCUCAUCUUCGAGUCCACCGACUACGGCACCGUCAUGGUUCUCGACAACGUCAUCCAGAGCACCGAGAGGGACGAGUUCUCGUACCAGGAGAUGAUCACCCAUCUUGCCAUGAACUCCCACCCCAACCCCGAGAACGUCUUGGUUAUUGGCGGUGGUGACGGUGGUGUCCUCCGUGAGGUCGUCAAGCACGAGUGUGUCAAGAAGGCUGUCCUUUGCGACAUCGACGAGGCUGUCAUCCGUCUCUCCAAGAAGUACCUCCCCGGCAUGGCCGUGGGCUUCGAGCACCCCAAGGUCGAGACCCUUGUUGGUGACGGCUUCAAGUACUUGGAGGACAAGAAGAACCAGUUCGACGUCAUCAUCACCGACUCCAGCGACCCGGAGGGUCCCGCCGAGGCUCUCUUCCAGAAGCCCUACUUCGAGCUUCUCAAUGGCGCACUCCGUGAAGGUGGUGUCAUUACCACUCAAGCCGAGAACCAGUGGCUCCACAUGCCGCUCAUCGUCAACCUCAAGAAGUCCUGCAAGGAGGUCUUCCCCACCGUCGAGUACGCCUACACCACCAUCCCCACCUAUCCGUCCGGCCAGAUCGGCUUCAUGGUCUGCAGCAAGGACGCCAACCGCGACCUCAAGAAGCCCCUCCGAUCCUGGACCGAGGAAGAGGAGGAGAAGCUCUGCAAGUACUACAGCAAGGACAUCCACGAGGCGUCCUUCGUCCUCCCCAACUUCGCCCGCAAGGCUCUGCGAUGAGGGAGUUCCCCCAGGGCGCUUUAUCUGCACCACGCCUUCAUCUACGAUUUAACAAAAGAUACCAUGACAUUCCGUAGGCAAAAAGUUUAGAGCCAGAUGAAGAAAAG
Messenger RNA from Aaosphaeria arxii CBS 175.79, 1178 nucleotides. Its product is annotated as putative spermidine synthase. The record is from RefSeq and is a predicted model, not a curated record. Gene Ontology annotation, molecular function: spermidine synthase activity. Gene Ontology annotation, cellular component: cytosol. Lineage: Eukaryota; Fungi; Ascomycota; Dothideomycetes; Pleosporales. Bases 196 to 1071 code for a protein of 291 amino acids. The transcript has 5 exons. Gene Ontology annotation, biological process: spermidine biosynthetic process.